Messenger RNA from Closterium sp. NIES-65, 2046 nucleotides. Lineage: Eukaryota; Viridiplantae; Streptophyta; Zygnematophyceae; Desmidiales; Closteriaceae. The record is from the annotation of a GenBank genome assembly.
AUGUUGACGAUUAAGAAGGUUCCGACAGUGGUCUCUCUGAACCAGGAGGAGGACCAGCCCGCGGGUUGCGGUCGCCGCUGUCUGAAUACCUGCUGCACUAUUGGUGCCCGCAUGCCUCUGUACGCUUACGCGAAGCGUCCCUGCACCAAGCCGGAGCGCAUUCAGUCCUUUACGGAGCUGGACGGAGUUUCAGGCUUUCAGCCCGGGUUUCUCGGGAACACCACGAGCUUCGCGUCGUACGACGACCUGCUGUCGAUCCGCGAGUCGCUGUCGUCGUCCGACGAGGACUCGCUGUCGUCAGGCGGCGCGAGCGACAUCCACGACGACGACGCCUUCUCGCUGCGCAAGCACAUCACCUCCGAGUGGGAGAAGAAGUUUCAGGAGGGGCUGUUCCGCUAUGACGUGACAGCUUGCGAGUCAAAGGUUAUCAAAGGUCGCCUGGGCUUCAUCACGCAGCUGAACGAGGGGCGGCACUCCAAGAAGCGUCCCCCAGAGUUUCGCGUGGACAAGGUGAUCGAAGGUCGCCUGGGCUUCAUUGCGCAGCUGAACGAGGGGAGGCACUCCAAGAAGCGUCCCACAGAGUUCCGCGUGGACAAGGUGCUGCAGGCAUUUGACGCUGGCAAGUUCAAUUUCACCAAGGUUGGGCAGAACGAGAUGCUCUUCCGCUUUGAGGAAGGCAAGGACGAGGAGAGCCGCUUCUAUGAGGCAGCUGUUGUGGAGGAGAGCCCCAGCCUCAUGGUCAUCAAUGUUUCUCCCAUUGACUAUGGCCACGUGCUGCUGGUUCCGCGUGUGCUCGACAAGAUCUCGCAGCGCAUGGACGAAUCCAGCCUCCUCAUGGCUCUCCGCCUUGCCUCGGAAGUCAACGACCCUGCCUUCAGGAUUGGGUACAACAGCCUCGGCGCCUUUGCAACAAUCAACCACCUGCACUUCCAGGCCUACUUUCUCGACCUACCCUUUGCUAUCGAGCGCGCAUCUUUGAAGGAGAUCGCGGUCUCGACGAAUGAGGUUAAGGUUGGGGAGCUUGUGGACUAUCCUGUGAAAACGCUGGUGUUCCAGGCGGGUGCGUGCCUCGAGCAGAUGGCAUCGGCUGCUGCAGCUGCAUGCUGCAAGCUCCAGGAAGGGAAUAUUCCCUUCAACUUGUUUAUUGUGGACAGGGGCACUCGGCUGUUCCUCAUUCCACAGAGGUAUGCUGAGAGGCAGGCAAGGGGUGAGGUUAGCCAAGAGCUUCUUGACACGCAAGUGAACCCUGCAGUGUUUGAAAUUUCUGGUCAUAUUGUGUGCAAGCGCCGGGAGGAUUACGACAAUGCCUCUGAGGAAUGGACCUGGAAGCUUCUGGAAGCAACGUCCCUCACUGAGGAGGGGUUUGAAGUCGUCAGGAAGAUUUCUGUGGAAGCGCUGGCAGCGACUGCUGCUGAGUUUGCUGAGAUUGGGAUGGGUGGUGUGGUUGGGAAGGGAAAGGUGGACGACUGGGGAGUGAGCGUGAAGUCGGACCACUCUCCGCUGACUGACGCUGACUCGAAGGCCAACGCGUUAAUAUGCAGCGAGCUAGCGCGGAUCACGCCGCAUGUGCCGAUCGUCAGUGAAGAGACGAAGCUGGUGCCGUACUCCGUGAGGAAGGAGUACCAGCUGUGGUGGUGUGUGGAUCCGUUAGACGGCACGAAGGAGUUUAUCAAACGGAAUGGACAGUUCACAGUGAACAUUGCUCUGGUGAAAGGCGAUCGUCCCAUUCUAGGGGUGGUCCACACGCCCUGCCUUAAGAAGACGCACUGGGCCGUUGCUGGUAAAGGAGCUUUCCUGCGGGACCAUUCUAGCCAAUCAGAUUCAUCGUCUCUGCCCGAGGAUAAGCCGAUCCGGGCAGCUGAAUAUACAGAUGCCGACCCGGGGCUGGUGAUCAUGGGGUCGCUGUCUCACAGCACACCCGAGACAGAGAAAUUUAUUGGGCAGUUUAAGGACCCGAAAGUGGAGGCUAUGGGCAGCUCGUUGAAAUUUAUGAGGGUUGCAGAGGGGUACCACUCUCCCUUCUCCUCCCCACAUCUUCUCAAUUGA